Messenger RNA from Symbiodinium sp. CCMP2456, 1710 nucleotides. The record is from the annotation of a GenBank genome assembly. Lineage: Eukaryota; Dinophyceae; Suessiales; Symbiodiniaceae.
AUGGCAGCCUCCCCGACCUUGUCGACUGUUCCUGAGCUCCAGUAUGAAGAAAUGACUGGAGAGGAGUUGGCGCAGCAAGUGGCCAACCUGAUGGGAAUGUCGGUCGAGGAAGUGAAGAGAGAUGGAGUGCAGACCUCACUGGUAGCACUGCAUGGUUUCGGUGGAGUGCCUGAGGAUCGGCUUGACCUGAUCCGACCGGCGACUGGAGAGUCCUUUGUUCGCCCGACUGCCUUCGCGAGAGUGAGGCCAGAUCCGAAUGCAGCUGGAGUGCUUGUGGUGGAAGUCCCACUGGGGACGAAUGCAGACGAGGUAAUGGUCGCUGAAGUCAUGAAUGGACUUCAGCAGAUUGAUGCAGCACUGGGAAUCAGGCCUGGCCCGGAUGAGGCCACCGCCUCGGCAGCUGUUCCUGCCGCGAAUGCUGCGAAUGCCUCGGAGACUGCAACUGUCUCGACUGGGAGAUCGUGGAUGGCUCCCCCGAUUGACACGACGCACCUGAUGUGCGAGAAAGUGUGGGAUCACCCACUGUCAAGGAAUGGCAAAGUGAAUCGGGAAGUGUGUAACGCACUGAACCUGAUGGAUCUUGGCACAGAUUUGAAGAAGAUUUGGAGACGACUGGAUGACUAUGUCACUGUCGACAGCCAAGAUGCAAUGGACAAGAUCGAGAAUGACGCGUGCCAAAUGGCCAACAGAAUGAUGGAUGCGCAGAUCCGACUGGCCGAAGCUGUUUACAAGAGAGAGCGGAGUGAGGAAUGCCCCAUUAUCUCCCUCCACCUGCCUGGUACAAGAAGUGGAGGACUGUCGGGAUGCCGAUUUGAGCAUCCUGAUGAACACAGCAAUGGCCCGAUGUCGAGCCUUAGGUUGAGAAUGAACUCUCUGCAGAUCAGGUCGACUGUCACCAACAAUGUCAAUCAGUGCAUGUUGGAAACUGGUUGGUUCGCAAUGACCAAGGCGGAGAGAAUGUUCCUCACCAAAGGAACCUGGGAGAUCAAAUGGCACAUGGACCCGACUGACUACGACAACCUGGUCCAUGACUUGGUCCAUGUCUACGACUGGAUCCUACAGCCGUCGAGCGUUGGCCAGCGCUACUUUGAGACUGGCGAGAUUGACCUGGGCAGGAAGACUGUUCAAUGGUUCUGCCAGGGAGUGUUCGACGAGAAUGCCCCGUAUGAAAGACGGGUCUUCGUAGUGCGCCGGAGAUCGACUGCAGAAGCCGUCCGGGAAUGGACCGGAGUGACCACUGGUGCCAAGAAAAUGAAACUGAACAAUUAUUUCAAUCGUCAGUUCACUGACCAUAUCAGCACGCAGAAUGGCAUCCAUGUGGAGAAUGAGGAGAAGAGUGUUCCAAGCCGAUGGACUUGGACUGUCCCGACUGAUGCAUCCAGAAUGAGCAUGGGCAUCAUCCGAAUGUCAAUGGACGAUGCAAUGAGCUAUGCCCAGAGUGGCCCUCAGCUCCUUUGCCUCUCCGAAAUGAUGGACUGGAAUCGUCUGGCCACCCUUCCGAACAGUGGCCUGACCGAAUGGCGACUGAUGGGACACACCAUGGUUCCGACUGUUCAAGCCUAUGGCUCAGGAUUGGAGCAUGACUGUUCCACCUGGGACGAAAUGUAUGGCGAGGAUGAUGGCGAAGACCCGAAUGCUUGGAAUGCCCCGGCCUCCUCCUCGACUGCGGCACCAAAGAAGAUUGCGGGAACAACCUCGCAGGGAUGCGGA